UGAUCAUUGUAUCAUUUCCAAGAUGGCGGGUGCCAUGAAUUUAGCGCAGAAAACCAAGAAGAUACAAGAUGAGGAGAAUGAAGCCAAGUUUGGAUACGUCUUCGGCGUCUCUGGACCCGUGGUUAUUGCGGAAAAUAUGAGCGGUGCUGCCAUGUACGAGUUGGUGCGUGUGGGAUACAGUGAGUUAGUAGGAGAGAUUAUUAGGCUAGAAGGAGACAUGGCAACUAUUCAAGUAUAUGAGGAAACUUCUGGUGUUACUGUUGGUGAUCCUGUGUUAAGGACUGGUAAACCAUUGUCAGUAGAACUUGGCCCUGGUAUCAUGGGAAGUAUUUUUGAUGGUAUUCAAAGACCGCUAAAGGAUAUUAGUGAUAUCACCCAGAGUAUUUAUAUCCCACGUGGAGUUAAUACUGAUGCCCUUAGUAAAACAGUUCAAUGGGAAUUUAAUCCUCAAGGUUUCAAGGUUGGGGAUCACAUCACCAGUGGAGAUAUAUAUGGUUCUGUUCAUGAGAAUACUUUUAUCACCCACAACAUUAUGCUUCAUCCUAAAGCAAGAGGAACUGUAACCUAUAUCGCACCUCCAGGCAACUACACUAUUACUGAUACUAUCUUAGAAACAGAAUUUGAUGGAGAGAAAUCAAAACAUACAAUGUUGCAGAUUUGGCCUGUGCGUCAAAUGAGACCAGUGACUGAGAAACUGGCAGCAAACAAUCCUCUUCUGACAGGGCAGAGAGUAUUAGAUGCUCUGUUCCCGUGUGUUCAGGGAGGCACUACGGCUAUCCCUGGAGCCUUUGGAUGUGGUAAAACGGUCAUCUCCCAAUCAUUGUCCAAAUACUCGAAUUCAGAUGUCAUUAUUUAUGUGGGAUGUGGAGAAAGAGGGAAUGAAAUGUCUGAAGUACUAAGAGAUUUCCCUGAGCUGACUGUAGAAAUUAAUGGUCAAGUUGAAUCAAUUAUGAAGAGAACAGCAUUGGUAGCCAACACAUCUAACAUGCCUGUAGCUGCAAGAGAAGCUUCAAUCUACACAGGCAUUACUUUGUCUGAAUAUUUCCGUGAUAUGGGUAAGAAUGUCAGUAUGAUGGCUGAUUCCACAUCUCGAUGGGCUGAAGCUCUUCGUGAAAUCUCAGGUCGUCUGGCUGAGAUGCCUGCAGACAGUGGUUAUCCAGCUUAUCUUGGAGCUCGUCUUGCUUCUUUCUAUGAAAGAGCUGGCCGUGUACAAUGUAUUGGAAAUCCACAGAGGGAGGGUAGUGUAACAAUUGUUGGUGCUGUGUCUCCCCCUGGCGGUGACUUCUCAGAUCCUGUUACAUCAGCCACUCUUGGUAUAGUCCAGGUGUUCUGGGGAUUGGAUAAGAAGCUUGCCCAACGUAAACAUUUUCCUUCCAUCAACUGGCUAAUAAGUUAUAGCAAGUACAUGAGAUCACUAGACGACUUCUAUGAGAAAAACUAUCCUGACUUUGUAGCUCUUAGAACAAAGGUGAAACAAAUCUUACAAGAAGAGGAAGAUUUAUCUGAAAUUGUGCAGCUUGUUGGCAAGGGCUCCUUAGCUGAAUCAGAUAAAAUUACUCUUGAAGUUGCCAAGCUUAUUAAAGAUGACUUUCUACAGCAGAACGGCUACACGCCGUACGAUCGCUUCUGUCCUUUCUAUAAGACUGUAGGCAUGCUGUCCAACAUAGUACUAUUUUAUGAUCAAGCAAGACACGCCGUAGAAACCACCGCGCAAUCUGACAAUAAAGUUACUUGGGCUGUAAUUAAAGAAAAUAUGGGCAACUUGAUCUACUCCCUUAGCUCCAUGAAGUUCAAGGACCCUGUGAAAGACGGAGAAGCGAAGAUUAGAGCUGAUUUCAAUGAAUUAGCGGAACAAAUUCAACAGGGAUUCCGUUCACUAGAAGAUUAAUUAUGUCUUGUCACGCAAGAUUCAUUCUUUGUCAUGUACUAUAUAUGUCACGCUAUAGACGUGUCACGCAUGUAUUUCUACAGGGGAUAAUUAAAACCUAAGGGAGGGGAGUUUCCAUCCCUCAGGUAUUAGAUUCGUUCAUUUGGAGGAAUGGGGAUAAUUUUAAUACGUGAUAUCUAAUGCUUUAUAUCCGUUACUGUAAUUGAAAAAUCGUUUAGUAAAUGUCUGKAUGUUUGUGUACCGUGGAGAAAACUCUGCGACCUUUUUGUAGAAUCAUUUUAUGGAAUGAACGUCUUACAAUAUGAAUAAAGAAAAUUAUCGCUUUA
This is a messenger RNA of Exaiptasia diaphana, 2214 nucleotides long. Its product is annotated as V-type proton ATPase catalytic subunit A. Bases 23 to 1888 code for a protein of 621 amino acids. Gene Ontology annotation, molecular function: ATP binding; proton-transporting ATPase activity, rotational mechanism; ATP hydrolysis activity. NCBI's taxonomy places the organism in Eukaryota, Metazoa, Cnidaria, Anthozoa, Actiniaria, Aiptasiidae. Gene Ontology annotation, cellular component: lysosomal membrane; proton-transporting V-type ATPase, V1 domain. The transcript is spliced from 18 exons. The record is from RefSeq and is a predicted model, not a curated record. Gene Ontology annotation, biological process: proton transmembrane transport; ATP metabolic process.